Messenger RNA from Symphalangus syndactylus (siamang), 897 nucleotides. RefSeq names its product NME/NM23 nucleoside diphosphate kinase 2 (gene NME2). Gene Ontology annotation, molecular function: nucleoside diphosphate kinase activity. The record is from RefSeq and is a predicted model, not a curated record. Gene Ontology annotation, biological process: GTP biosynthetic process; UTP biosynthetic process; CTP biosynthetic process. NCBI's taxonomy places the organism in Eukaryota, Metazoa, Chordata, Mammalia, Primates, Hylobatidae.
AGUGCUGCAGGCGCUGAGAGGAGGGGCUCGUGACCGCCCCAGGGAAGCUGGGCGUCACCAAAGGGAGCUUGUUUGCCAGGGACACUGCAAGUAGGAAUCGUCUACAGGUCGAUGACAGGCCUGAUCUCUAUGACAGGGUCUAGACUUCCCUCAGGGUCCAGGGGCGAGCCUCAGGGUGAACUGGAAAACUCGACCACACUUUAGUGCCAGGCGGGGGAGUCAUCGAGGCAGGGCAGAUGCAGGACCAGAUGGCCGUCUGAGGUGCUGAGCAAAGCUCCUGGUUUGCGGGGAGAGAACCAUGGCCAACCUCGAGCGCACCUUCAUCGCCAUCAAGCCGGACGGCGUGCAGCGCGGCCUGGUGGGCGAGAUCAUCAAGCGCUUCGAGCAGAAGGGGUUCCGCCUCGUGGCCAUGAAGUUCCUCCGGGCCUCUGAAGAACACCUGAAGCAGCACUACGUUGACCUGAAAGACCGCCCAUUCUUCCCUGGGCUGGUGAAGUACAUGAACUCAGGGCCGGUCGUGGCCAUGGUCUGGGAGGGGCUGAACGUGGUGAAGACAGGCCGAGUGAUGCUUGGGGAGACCAAUCCAGCAGAUUCUAAGCCAGGCACCAUUCGUGGGGACUUCUGCAUUCAGGUUGGCAGGAACAUCAUUCAUGGCAGUGAUUCAGUAAAAAGUGCUGAAAAAGAAAUCAGCCUAUGGUUUAAGCCUGAAGAACUGGUUGACUACAAGUCUUGUGCUCAUGACUGGGUCUAUGAAUAAGAGGUGGACACAGCAGCAGUCUCCUUCAGCACGGCGUGGUGUGUCCCUGGACACAGCUCUUCAUUCCACUGACUUACAGGCAACAGGAUUGAUCAUUCUUUUAAAGAGCAUAUUUGCCAAUAAAGCUUUUGGAAGCUGGA